Messenger RNA from Eurytemora carolleeae, 1319 nucleotides. RefSeq lists its product as uncharacterized. The record is from RefSeq and is a predicted model, not a curated record. The transcript is spliced from 5 exons. The coding region runs from base 818 to 1216 and encodes 132 amino acids. Lineage: Eukaryota; Metazoa; Arthropoda; Copepoda; Calanoida; Temoridae.
AAACAGGAUUAAUAGUAAAUCUUUUAACAGUGGAAUUCUCCACGCAUUUUCAGCCGGAUUCACGUAAAUCAUGUUUGACUUUACUAGAGACUUGUUCAAGGACAGUUUAUCUACAUAGGUUUCAUUUGCAAUAUUAGAUAAAUUCUUACAUAAUUUUGUUCUUUGGUCAUUUUUGCAUAAAUAAAACAAUAGUCGGAUGCUGAGCUUGGGACUUUUACACAUAGAUUCGCAAAAUGAUACAAAUCGGCUACACAACAUAGUUUUUAAAUGAAUUUGCUCAGAAAUUUGUUAAAUAAAAUAUCUAUGAGUUUGUCGUGGCAAACCAAAUAAAAUACGAAUAGCAGUAUUCCAAGAAGUAUACAAUUCUACAAUGUUAACACAAAACAAAUCCCAUAAGUUGGAACCAUAUAGACUAGAUGCAUAUAUGUUAUAAAGCUUAACAACCAUUGUAGGUUCAGAAAAAUGAAAUUCUUGAUUCAAAGAGUGAAUUAUUGAUAUAAACUUCGCACGUUUCAAAUUACAAUCUCUGGUCAUAGAAUUAUCGGAUUGAAAUAGAUUUCCAAGAUGUUUAAAUUCAUCUACAUAUGGUAAUGGGACACCAUUUAGAAUAAUCGGACAUACAUUAUUACUAUCAAUAUUAGAUUUAUUGAAAAUAACACAUUUAGUCUUGGAUUUGUUUAUGUCCACGUUUGUACUAAACUUUAGUGCAAAUUUCUCACAUAUAUUUGUCAUUUCCAAUAACCCAUUCCUACUUGGGGACAGAAGAAUUAUGUCAUCAGCAUAAACCCAUAUUCCAAGAUUAUAUAAAUCCGAAUAUAUGAUUCGGUACAACCCUACCUGCUCCGAAUCCAGCCUGGUAUCUCGAGAUCCCUGCAGCACCUUAGACUCUAGAUCCUUGGAUGCAUACCCUCCUGUACAACCUUGGACAAAUAAUAACAACAAGGACACUUCCGGUUCCGGUUCAAAACUUAAUCAUUGUAGUGAAGAGGCAAAGACGACAAGUCCUUUACGAGUGAGACCAAGUAUUAAACAAAGUCUUGAACAGGCUAGACUUAGAAGAACUCAGGAAAAUAGAAAAUCUUUUAAUGGAGAAUACAAUGAGGAUAGAUUUGAGGAAAAACAGAGAGCAAGAUCGAAGGCAAAAGAUGAAUCAACAUUACAGGAGGCAAAUGAAGAUCUGAAAACUUCGAGGACAAGAUUACUGGUUGAAGAGUGAAGGAGAAGAACAUAAAGUUUAUCUGUGUUUUUAAUUAACAAUAAAAAUCAAUACUUUUAUACGCAAGUAAACAUAAAAAGCAAAUAUAAAUUCAGCACUGAGA